AUGACAGACAAUGGCGGCCAUCCUUCCAACCGCCAGACGCCUUAUCCCGUAACUCCCGACCUUUCUCGGACAGGAUCCGGUCCCAAGAACGGCAGUCCGAGUCUAUCGCCGAGGACGCCUCAUUUUGAUCCUCCUCCAACAACAGAAGCAUAUGGAGAACGAGCACAAACAUAUGCAGGUUCAUAUCAAGCUCCAUCUCCGCCGCAACCCCUCUACGCCGAACAUGGCGGACAGAAUUUCCGCAACUCGCCAAUGCCAUCUGCCCCGAACCAAGGCCGCGCCCGAGCCAGUGUGCCCAACCCACCACCGCCAAAUCGCAUGGACCGGACAGCAUCGUUUGCAGCGCGGACAGAUGCAGGAGCUUCACUACCGCGGCAACCAUCCUACGACCAGCGGAACGCGGCAUAUGCCCAUUACCACCCCUAUUCCUAUCCACCUCCUCCUCCUCCUCCACCGCCGCCUCCGCCUCCACAGAACUUCCACCAACAGGUACCACCGGAGUUCACAUAUCGAUACGCCUACGAUGGCCGCUACGACAAUCCCGCUUACUCGGUCCCGAACCACAGCAACAAUAUCCCCGACCCCUACCGAGACCAAAGCCACAUGAGAUCAGGUCACAUCCAUCAACAAAGAUACGACCGUCGAGCCCGCCGCUCCUCCUCCUCCUCCUCCCUCAGCAGCCGGUCCUCCUCCUCCUCCCGCGAACGGCCCCGCCACCAUCGAUCCUCGCGCAAUCUAAAAGACCCCUCCCGGGACGAAGACCAACCCCGCGCCCGGCGCUCCCACCGACACCUGCGCCGGGACAGCGGCAGCAGCAACGGCCACGGCCACGGCCACGGACGCGACUAUCUCGGCGGGACGUCCUCCGGCGACCGCGGGCACCACGGCGCGAUGCUCGGCGGGGCCAGCGGCGCGCUCCUCGGGCACGAGCUCGGCGGCGAGGACCUCAUCACGACGCUGGGCGCGAUGUUCGUGGGCACGGUCGCGGGCUGGAGCGCGGAGAAAUUCCUAAGCCAUCGGAGGUCGAAGCUGGAAAUGAGGGAGAAGGAGCAUCACCAUCAUCAUCUUUCUUCUUCCGGCAGCCGGCAUUUCCGCGGUGAAAGGGGUGGCGAAGGACGAUAUGGGGAAAGGGAGAGGGAGGGGGAGGGGGAGGGCAGUCGCCAUCAUCAUCAUCAUCAUUCUUCUUCUUCACACCACCAUCAGCGUGGAAACGAUCGCGAUCGGGACCACCGGGAUCAUGACCGCGAAGCAGCAGACGACGCCCGACAACCACGCCCGCGGAGCAGCAGCCUCCAUCACAAUCGUCAUCGAUCCCAGCCCCGGUGGAACGAAGAAGGAGACCACCGAGCAAGCGGCCGGAGACGGACGACGACGACGACGCCCGCACCGCGCGACCCCGACCCUCCUCCCGGACCAGACAUGCAACACCCCCCUCUGCGACGGGAGAGGAGCGUGCGGUUCAACGACGAGACGUCCUCGGUCGCACGGCGGCGCAGGAAAAGCCGGCAGAGGAGCCGCCAUCGGAGCCGAAGGCGAGGAGGGGGGUGGAGCAGCGACGAGGACUUCUGA
Dissoconium aciculare CBS 342.82 is the source of this 1569-nucleotide messenger RNA. RefSeq lists its product as uncharacterized. NCBI's taxonomy places the organism in Eukaryota, Fungi, Ascomycota, Dothideomycetes, Mycosphaerellales, Dissoconiaceae. The record is from RefSeq and is a predicted model, not a curated record. Bases 1 to 1569 code for a protein of 522 amino acids. The transcript has a single exon.